Messenger RNA from Trichoplusia ni (cabbage looper), 4909 nucleotides. RefSeq names its product gamma-tubulin complex component 2-like. The coding region runs from base 110 to 2689 and encodes 859 amino acids. The record is from RefSeq and is a predicted model, not a curated record. Gene Ontology annotation, biological process: mitotic cell cycle; microtubule nucleation; cytoplasmic microtubule organization. Gene Ontology annotation, cellular component: spindle pole; gamma-tubulin small complex; centrosome. The transcript is spliced from 16 exons. NCBI's taxonomy places the organism in Eukaryota, Metazoa, Arthropoda, Insecta, Lepidoptera, Noctuidae. Gene Ontology annotation, molecular function: gamma-tubulin binding; microtubule minus-end binding.
ACCGAAAUCGUUUGUCAAACAAAUUGUCAAGUGUAUCAAACAACUGUCAAAUUGAAUUGAACACAAAUGAAUGAAGCUUUUACGAUUUUCAAAAUAAUUUGCUAAAUAAAUGUUUCAAAACUGGAUUUUACCGAAAGAUAAAAUGCAAGGCACAAUUAAAGAGCUCCUUGACGCCUUAGGAUGUAGUUUGGAGGCGGACACUGUAUUAGAUUAUAUCCAGAAUGAUCCCAAUUACGGAAACAGUAAUUUGUCCUCAAAGCAAGUGAACGAAUACGCUCAGAGAUUGGCGCUAAAAGCUUCGAAUGCUAAGGCGUUUUUGAAAAAAUACGAAGAGCUCCGGAACAGAAAUACUGAUAAUUUAGCAGACAUUAUAGCUCUCUUCUACAAGUUGGUUUGUGAUGAGAAGAAAUCAAAAAUAUAUAAACCAAAAGUGGCUCCUAAACCUAUAUUGGGUGACAACAAACACCAGAUCACUAAGGACGACCUUCCACAGAUCAAAGACAAACUCCUGAAAGCUGUGGAUGAAAGCAAGAAACUCGUCAUGAAGUCCUUUGAAGAGAAAGAGUCAAAGCUGAGGCCAAAUUGGUAUAACAGUUUGGACCUUCCCAAUUGGCAGAAAGACCAUCCGGCUAUGUCUUGGGACUUCCCCAAAGAAGCUCUUCCUAUCAUUUCUUCCUUAUCCGGAGUGCCAAUAGCAUCUCAAGAGAACAUUAUCAUUGAUGACCUGCUUUACGUCUUCUCUGGUGUACCAGGCAACUACAUAGUCCAUCAACCAGUUAAAGACACCUUUGAUUCCAGAACAUUCUUGGUAUCUGAUGAUGUUGAUGAUGCUUUGAAACAAAUUGUCCAGCAAAUGCUUCCGUUGGCUUCCAAUUAUUCUAUAGUGAGAAGGUUCAUUGAGCACUGCAACAUGUGGUCUGGACAAGUGUUGCAUGCUUUAGUAGCAGCCAUUGAGAUACUUUUAAAGGAUUAUUAUACAAUGAUAGCUCAGUUGGAGACUGAACACUUAUCUGCCAACCUUACAUUACAAAAGCUGUGGUACUUUGUCUUGCCAACCAUGCAUACUAUGCAAGUCCUUGCCGCCAUUGUCACUAACAUCGGAAAGAGUGAACUGCGUGGCGGUGCUGUGCUAACAGUACUGCAUGAUAAGACAAACACUCUAAUGGGUGACGCGAGAGCUCAGGAGAUAUCCUUGUUCCUAACCGAGCGAGCUUGCCGACCAUACCUCUGUAUAUUAGACCAGUGGAUACAUAAAGGGACUAUUGUUGACCCCUUCCAGGAGUUUAUGAUAGAAGAUAAUGAGCUGAUCAAUAAGGAGGAGCUCCCAGUGGACUAUUCGGCCGACUACUGGGAGAAACGCUACAGUAUUCAGAGGGACAGAGUGCCCAAGUUCCUUGAGAAGUUCACUGACAUCAUUCUCAGGACAGGGAAAUACUUGAAUGUUAUCAGUCAGUGUGGUAAACCAAUAGCCAAAACGAAUACUGAGGAAAUAAAAUACUCACUCCGCGAGCAAAAUUAUGGUGCUAUCAUACAAAAGGCGUACGCUUACGCCAGCAAAUCUCUAUUAGAACUCUUACUAAAGGAGUAUGAUCUCAUGGGAAGGCUGAAAUCAGUGAAGAACUACUUUUUAAUGAGCCAGGGAGACUUCAUCGUACAGUUCAUGGAUGCGACUGAACAGGAGCUAUCGAAGAAAAUUGAUGAUAUCAUACCUUCCAAAUUGGAAUCGCUUUUGGGACUGUGUUUGAGACUGUCAGCCGCAAGCCACGACCCGUACAAUGAGGAUAUGAAGAUUGAACUACUUCCUUAUGAUCUACAAUUCCAAAUGUUUAAGAUUUUAUCUAUCGAGACUGAAGAGGAGAAAGAAUACAAGCAGAAUAAAGACUGUCCCCCACUAACUGGCAUUGAGACAUUCUCAUUUGGCAUGGAAGUGAAGUGGCCAGUGUCUCUAGUCCUCAACCACAAGGCCAUCGCUUGCUACCAGAUGAUAUUCAGACAUCUGUUCUAUUGCAAACAUGUUGAGAGACUGCUCUGCAGGGUGUGGCUGUACAACAAGGUGGUGAAGCGUUUCUCUGAGGCGCGGCUGUACGCGGACGCGUUCGCGCUGCGCCAGCGCAUGCUGAGCUGCAUCCAGCACCUGCAGUACUACAUGUGCGUCGAGGUCAUCGAGCCCUCCUGGUGCCAGCUCAUACAGAGCCUCGAUAAGGUGCACAACGUGGAUGAAGUAUUGGAGCGUCACAAUGACUUCUUGGAGUCGUGUCUCGGUGACUGCAUGUUGACCAGCCCGCAGCUGCUGAAGGCCGUCACCACCCUCUGUCUCGUCUGCGUACAGUUUUGUACAUUCAUACAGGAGAUGCACAAGUACUUCGUGGACGCAGAGCUUAACAGUAUGCUUGGAUCGACGUAUGACAAUACCGACUAUAGUGAGGAGGUAGGCUGCGGCGGUGGGUCGACCACUAGUGGCUCAGCAGACUCGUUCUCUCGUUCCGUGUCGCGCUACGGGCUCCGGUUCACGGCCGCGUUACUUUCCGUGCUGGCGAUCAUCGAAAGGAUGGCGAGAGAUAAUAACACCAACAAACUCUUGAACAUAUCUGCAAGAUUAAACUUCAACACGUACUACGUGAAGCAAUUGGAGAAGUUCUGCUCUGACGACAAGCUGCUGGACGCGGAGAGGAAGCAGGCCGCCUCCUAGCAUAGGACCGCGCGCACGCGCUCCAAACUAGUCACCUCCGUGUGACUUCAUGUCUCUACACAGAGACGCUACACAAACUACUAAGUAACUCCAUCUAAAAUAAUACACACGAAAUUAAACCAUAAUUAUUACCCUAUAAGGUUGAUUUUACAUAAUUAGAAAUGUACUACAGAAACUACUAAGAAACUCCAUCUAAAACUAACACACACGAAAUUCAACCAUAAAAAUUACCCUAUAAGGUAGGUUUUCAUCAGUAAAGAUAUAUUACACAAACUAAUAACAAACUCCAUAGUUUAUGCUCCAUAACUAAUACACAUGAAAGUAGAUCUUAAUGACCAUGUAAUAAAGUCGACUUUGCCCCAUUUUGAAUAUCCGAUCAAGUUGAUUAUAUUGAAAUGAAACGACUUUUGCGGAUUUUAUCGCGGUUUAAUUUUUGGUUUUAGUCCCCAUACACCUUUGCAAGUAUCAUGUUCACUUGCAGACUGCCCGACCAAAAAUUAAAUCGCGAUACAUUCGCGUAAACCUAAGUUGAUUAUACUUGAACAAAGUUAACAACGUUAAUAUUUUACUAUCUAGAACUAAUACCAACAAAAUUAGAUUUAAAAAAACUUAUGUAAUCAAGUUGAUUUUAACCGACCUUAUAGAGACAUAGCACACAAACUACUAAGAUAUUGUAAAAUCAUAUUUUAAUUCAUAGAACUAAUUAUAUAAAAGACCUUAACGGAUAACUGAUAAAGUCGAUUUGAGCUUAGCGGAGAUUGCACACAAAAUUCUAAGAAACUAUGGUACUCCAUGGUUUAAUUUUUAGAAUACCACAAAAUUAGUCUUAUAACACGUUCGAUAAAGUUGAUUUUCCAUUGAGUCUCAGACAGAAUCUAAUUAUUGGUUUAUUUUCCUAAAAUUGCCCCAAUAAAGCUAUAUUUGCUAAAUAAGUCCAUUGACCACGUGAAGUUAAUUGUAAAUUGGUCAUGUUAUUAAAUGAUUGAAUCGCAUUACAUUGAGACCUCACCUAAUCUGUAUCGUGGUCCAUCUGUAUUAUUGUCAAUUUUAAAACGUUAUUCUGUAAAAAAUAUACUUAUUCCUGCCACAUACUAAAAAGUACAAUGCUUUAUACAUCUAUAUUUUACUACUUAGAUACUAUCUCGAUAAAAUCUCAAAUAAUAAUAAUAUUUAGUCAUAAAUAAAUUACAAAAAAAAAUCCGUUAGUGGUAAUGAACUAAAAUGUCCAUGUAUGCCAUUUAAAUUCCAUAGAUGAAAUUAUUUUGCAUGUAGCACGAUUGGAUCAGUAGACUUUAAAUAUAGUACAAAAAUUAACUACAGUAGCAGUAUUUGGAUUAGCAAGUAAGUAAUUCCAUGGAUUUUGAUGUCGUGUCGUGUAGCUGUAAAUGUUAGAAAUAGGUAAAAUUUCCAAGAAAAACAGUAGUGAAAGCUUUAGUGGUAAUAAGCCCUCUGGACAAGUCAAAUAUCAGAAGUUAUGAUGGAACGAAUAGCUGAGAAAAUGUUGGGUGUUAAGUCUUUCUUUUUGUUAAUUAUCAAUAAGAAAAUUCAAUCCCCUUACAUUUCAGACUUUUUAUCAUCAUUCAUUAUAGAAGUGACACUUGUCUUCGAGGCCUUAUAUCAGUAUGCAAUAUUAGAAAGUAGCCAAACCUUGAUGGUAUUAUAUUCAAUGUGGGUGAUAUCCUAACUAAGCAAUAUAAAUUAAACCCGUUAACAUAUCUAUAGUAUUGUGGACGCCCAUUAGCAUAAACAUAAUAUUUUUGAUAUUAAAUUGACUACUAUACAUAGUAUGUAAUUAUGAAAAGACUAGCAAAUGUCACAAAGUUUCUCAUUCCUUGCCAUAAGUGAUAAAUUUAAGCCAUGACAAAUAGUACAUACAAUUAGAUAGUAAACAAGUGUUCCCAAACUAGGGGCGGUCUUACGAUCUUGGAAAAGCAAGGUAAUAUAAAUGGAAUACAAUUAUUGUAGUCAAAGUAAUUCACCAUUCAAUCAUGUAUGGAUGAUAUGACGUGUUCCACAGCAAUAAUUGAUCAAAAAUUAUUAGCAGUUGUGGUCGCAGUAGCAGUUUGCUCUUUCAAGGUCCGUAAAACCCGUCGGACAUCACAAAAUAAUACUCGUUUUGUUGUUACUCUACCCAUUUAUCACUGUUUCACUUCCAUAACAAAUAUUAUAUUUAUAGUGACAAUUUUACAUUUGUUGUUGAUAUUGGCUGUGUUCAAAACC